UUCCGGGUCGCCCAGGUGCAGCGUUUGCCGGGUGGAGAGAGGGGCACCAUGGCGACCCUCAAGGAGGCUGAGAGUGAGGAGGGAGCCGCGGCGGGGCGGACUCCCAAAGCCAAGAAAGCGAGCAAAGCAGUGGACGAUUCUGAACUUCUCACUGUUCCUGAUGGGUGGAAAGAGCCAGCAUUUGCAAGGGAAGAUAAUCCUAGAGGUCUCCUGGAAGAAAGCAGCUUUGCCACUCUUUUCCCAAAAUACAGAGAAGCUUAUCUGAAAGAAUGCUGGCCACUGGUGCAGAAAACUUUGACGGAACAUCACAUCAACGCAGCUUUAGACUUAAUAGAGGGAAGCAUGACUGUCAGCACAACAAAGAAGACCUUUGACCCAUAUAUAAUCAUCAGAGCCAGAGACUUAAUAAAGCUUUUAGCAAGAAGUGUUCCAUUUGAGCAGGCUGUACGUAUCCUUGAAGAUGACGUUGCAUGUGACAUUAUUAAAAUUGGGUCCUUGGUCAGAAACAGAGAAAGAUUUAUAAAAAGAAGACAAAGACUUAUUGGUCCCAAUGGAUCUACUCUCAAGGCCCUGGAAUUGCUAACAAACUGCUACAUCAUGGUUCAGGGGAAUACCGUUUCAGCUCUUGGACCUUUUAAUGGCUUAAAAGAGGUUAGGAAAGUUGUUCUUGAUACAAUGAAGAAUAUUCAUCCCAUAUACAACAUCAAGACUCUGAUGAUUAAAAGGGAAUUGUCAAAAGACCCCGAAUUAAGAUUGCAGAACUGGGAACGUUUUUUGCCUAAAUUCAAACACAAGAAUUUAAACAAACGGAAAGAACCACAGAAGAAAAAUGUCAAGAAGGAAUAUACUCCCUUCCCACCUCCACAACCAGAGAGUCAGAUUGAUAAGGAAUUGGCAAGUGGUGAAUAUUUCUUGAAAGAAAGUCAAAAGAAGCGUAAGAGGGUAGAGGAGAUAAAGGCAAAACAAGCAGAAGCAAUCAGUCGGAGGCAAGAGGAGAGAAACAAAGCUUUUAUUCCACCCAAGGAAAAACCAGUUGUAAAACCAAAGAAAGCUUCGGCUGAAACAAAAAUUGAUAUCCAAGCUAUUAAAGAAAAGGUUAAAAAGGCAAAGAAGAAGAAGUUGGGAGCACUUCCAGAGGAAGAAGUAAAGUUAAAAAUUGCAGCAGAUGCAAAGAAAAAGAAAUGAUCUUUCCUUAAGGUUGUAGUGCUCCAUUUUUUUCCAGGAGGAAGUUUUCAUAAACUGCAAACUACUUGCAAAUCUCACUUUCUCCAUGGCCUGGAAACCCACCCCCAGUGAUUUCAAGGUUUGCAGAAAGUAAAAUUGGUAGCUUGUUCUUUGCAUUGUAAGUUUUUUGUAUGAAGGUUUUUAGCAUACACAAUAUUACCAGAGAUAUUAUUUUGUACAGUAUAUUGUGGGGUCAUUUGCAAUCACAAAUCCUGUUUUAUCCCUCUGUAACAGAGGAAUUUGGGGUGGGGAUGCAGUAGUUGCAUAGCUGCCAAGUUUUCCCUUUUCUCGCGAGGAAGCCUAUUCAGCAUGAGGGGAAAUCCCUGUAAAAAAGGGAUAACUUGGCAGCUAUGUAGUUGUGAGGAUAGCAAAGCAAGACUUGUUUGCAUGCCCAGCUGCCUGCACACCUGUACCUGGCAUUUAUUUGUGAUAUUGUGAUGUGUGACUUAGGGAAAGAAGGCAGAUUCUGAGAAAAUGUUAAAUUUUAUUUUCCCCAAGUACUGUUUACAUUUUAGACCCUACCAACAAUUUACAUAAACUAUUUUUAUGCCUC
Molecule: messenger RNA, 1777 nt
Organism: Zootoca vivipara (common lizard)
Lineage: Eukaryota; Metazoa; Chordata; Lepidosauria; Squamata; Lacertidae
Gene: KRR1
Product: KRR1 small subunit processome component
Cellular component (GO): nucleolus; small-subunit processome
Molecular function (GO): RNA binding
Source: RefSeq, a predicted model, not a curated record